AUGAACAAAAGCAUAGGAGAACGGAUUGGGGGUACUAUUGGGAAGGUUGUGGAGGUGGAUGUUAGGGAAGAUGGUUUGGGAUGGGGAAGUUUCCUGAGGGUGAGAGUUGAAUGUGAUCUACGCAAAGUGAUGGCCCGAGGUAGGACCUUGAACCUUCAAGGGAAGAAUAUGUGGGUGUCAUUUACAUACGAGAAGCUCCCGAGGAUGUGUUUUAGAUGUGAUCAUAUUCUUCACUCACCACAAGGCUGUACAGGUGAAGCAACUGAAGCUGGGGGUCAAUUUGGCCCUUGGUUGAGGGCGAGUCAGUUUAAAUUUAAAAGAUCUGAAGGAUCGAAGGUGAGGAUGGAAGCGGAAUCUAUUGGUGAUGAUAGUCAGGAGGAGACGCAUUCUGUUACCGAGAAGGAGGUGAGAUUAAAUCGGGAGAUCUCGAGGAAAACGGAGGGGGGGGACUCAGGAGUAGAGGCCGUAAAUGAGGAUUCCCAAGGUGUGGUAGAAGGGGAGAAUUCGAAUAAGGAAAAAAAUGAAAACCAGGAUGCGGUUUUGAUAAUCAUUAAGGGGGAGGCUUUGGGAAUAGAGGAAGGGAUGGGGAGCCAAUUCGUAGGUGGUGUCACGAUGGGGAUCCAAUCUGCCAAGGGUGAUCUUGCAAACCAUCCAAAAGAAAGAACACUGAGACGUGGACAAUGGAAAAGAGGGCAGGGGAAAAGAUGA
This is a messenger RNA of Juglans regia (Persian walnut), 708 nucleotides long. RefSeq lists its product as uncharacterized. NCBI's taxonomy places the organism in Eukaryota, Viridiplantae, Streptophyta, Magnoliopsida, Fagales, Juglandaceae. The coding region runs from base 1 to 708 and encodes 235 amino acids. The transcript has a single exon. The record is from RefSeq and is a predicted model, not a curated record.